Messenger RNA from Coregonus sp. 'balchen', 9506 nucleotides. NCBI's taxonomy places the organism in Eukaryota, Metazoa, Chordata, Actinopteri, Salmoniformes, Salmonidae. The record is from the annotation of a GenBank genome assembly.
GGUUAAUACGAGGAAGUAAGCACACAGCGCAGUUUCGUUUCCCUUAUGAAAGUUUUAAUUUGGGAUCUGCGCCUUAACACUGGAAAGGAGAAGCGCAAGUACAGUAGUAUGCGACGGGGGUUACAAGAAAGAAUACGCAGUUUUAUUCAUUCACAUGACAAUAUAAUAUCCCUGAAGUGCGAUCGAACGACUACGAUCCUGACCACAUAAUAAUAGUGAGUGUAUUCCAUGUUUGCAUGUAUUGAUUCGCUCUCUCGUAUGUUAUACGACAUUGAUUUAAAUGAUUGCUUUCAUAAAUAUGUAUAUGUUCAAGUUCGAAGUAUUGUCAGCCAUUGUAGAUAGAUGGUCACUAUAUUAAAAUGGUGGUCAUAUUGGUAAAACUGUUUCAGAAGUCAAAACGUUUCAUGCAAUCUCAUUAUCAACAUUGAUAUAUUCUUUGAUAAUGGAUUAAUAGUUGUGUUUCUUAUUUAUUUGAUAUUUGAAUGAUUGAUCAUGAAGCAGCAAGCCACUGUGCUCAACUCAAACAGUUUCCCCCAUGGGUGAAACGUCCUUUUUAAACGUUUAUUACACCGUACUUUAUUAGUAGUCUGUUUUCAUUAAGGUGUCAAAUAUUUGUAAGUCGCUCUGGAUAAGAGCGUCUGCUAAAUGGCAUAUUAUAUUAUUAUUAUAAUAAGAAAUUAAAUCUUCAUGUGCUUACUGCUGUUCUCUAUAUCGUCCGACAGAUGGCGGAGGCCGACACGGAAGAGAACGUGUACAGGGAGGCUGUGGCCGAGCCGCCUAUCGCGCCCCCUAAUGACGACAUUGACAUUGACAACCUGUUACCCGACGGUCCUCAGGGGAAUAUCCAAGGACAGGUGUGGUGUAAAAAAACAUGAAAAUACAAUGUUUUCACAACUUUGCUACCGAUGUUUACAAUGCAGUAUCAUAUGAUUUUAAGGAGCAUUUCACACUGUUUUGGUUUGUUAUGUCAGUAUGCUCUCAUGUCUUAUUAGUUAUUCUCUGAAACUAUUAAGCAUAAAAAUGAUAUACAGUGGGGAAAAAAAGUAUUUAGUCAGCCACCAAUUGUGCAAGUUCUCCCACUUAAAAAGAUGAGAGAGGCCUGUAAUUUUUCAUCAUAGGUACACGUCAACUAUGACAGACAAAUUGAGAAAAAAAAAUCCAGAAAAUCCCAUUGUAGGAUUUUUAAUGAAUUUAUUUGCAAAUUAUGGUGGAAAAUAAGUAUUUGGUCACCUACAAACAAGCAAGAUUUCUGGCUCUCACAGACCUGUAACUUCUUCUUUAAGAGGCUCCUCUGUCCUCCACUCGUUACCUGUAUUAAUGGCACCUGUUUGAACUUGUUAUCAGUAUAAAAGACACCUGUCCACAACCUCAAACAGUCACACUCCAAACUCCACAAUGGCCAAGACCAAAGAGCUGUCAAAGGACACCAAAAACAAAAUUGUAGACCUGCACCAGGCUGGGAAGACUGAAUCUGCAAUAGGUAAGCAGCUUGGUUUGAAGAAAUCAACUGUGGGAGCAAUUAUUAGGAAAUGGAAGACAUACAAGACCACUGAUAAUCUCCCUCGAUCUGGGGCUCCACGCAAGAUCUCACCCCGUGGGGUCAAAAUGAUCACAAGAACGGUGAGCAAAAAUCCCAGAACCACACGGGGGGACCUAGUGAAUGACCUGCAGAGAGCUGGGACCAAAGUAACAAAGCCUACCAUCAGUAACACACUACGCCGCCAGGGACUCAAAUCCUGCAGUGCGAGACGUGUCCCCCUGCUUAAGCCAGUACAUGUCCAGGCCCGUCUGAAGUGCAUUUGGAUGAUCCAGAAGAGGAUUGGGAGAAUGUCAUAUGGUCAGAUGAAACCAAAAUAGAACUUUUUGGUAAAAACUCAACUCGUCAUGUUUGGAGGACAAAGAAUGCUGAGUUGCAUCCAAAGAUCACCAUACCUACUGUGAAGCAUGGGGUUGGAAACAUCAUGCUUUGGGGCUGUUUUUCUGCAAAGGGACCAGGACGACUGAUCCGUGUAAAGGAAAGAAUGAAUGGGGCCAUGUAUCGUGAGAUUUUGAGUGAAACCCUCCUUCCAUCAGCAAGGGCAUUGAAGAUGAAACGUGGCUGGGUCUUUCAGCAUGACAAUGAUCCCAAACACACACCGCCCGGGCAACGAAGGAGUGGCUUCGUAAGAAGCAUUUCAAGGUCCUGGAGUGGCCUAGCCAGUCUCCAGAUCUCAACCCCAUAGAAAAUCUUUGGAGGGAGUUGAAAGUCUGUGUUGCCCAGCGACAGCCCCAAAACAUCACUGCUCUAGAGGAGAUCUGCAUGGAGGAAUGGGCCAAAAUACCAGCAACAGUGUGUGAAAACCUUGUGAAGACUUACAGAAAACGUUUGACCUGUGUCAUUGCCAACAAAGGGUAUAUAACAAAGUAUUGAGAAACUUUUGUUAUUGACCAAAUACUUAUUUUCCACCAUCAUAUGCCAAUAAAUUCAUUAAAAAUCCUACAAUGUGAUUUUCUGGAUUAUUUUUUCUCAUUUUGUCUGUCAUAGUUGACGUGUACCUAUGAUGAAAAUUACAGGCCUCUCUCAUCUUUUUAAGUGGGAGAACUUGCACAAUUAGUGGCUGACUAAAUACUUUUUUUCCCCACUGUAACUGCAACACUAACGACCCUGUAUUUCCCUCCCUUCACCUCUCUCGCUCUCUCCCCAUCCCCCUCCCUCCCCCUUCCCUCCCCGUCCCCCCUUCCCUCCCCCUCCCUUCCUCCUCCCCCCUCUCCACCCUCCCCCUCCCCCCCUCCCUCCUCCUACCUCUCCCCCCCCACCUCUCUCCCUCCCCCCUCCCUUCACCUCUCUCUGUCUCUCUCCCCCCCCCCCCCCUCCCUUCCUCUCCCCCCUCCCUCCGCCUCUCCCCAGAUGGAGGAGUUCCUGGGCCCCCAGCCGGAGUACGAUGAGGAAGAGGAGGAGAAGAAGUACUACAGGAGGAAGAGGCUGGGCGUGGUGAAGAACGUCCUUGGUGCCAGCGUCGGGGGCAUGAUCAUAUACAGCGUCUACAUGGGUAACACCUGUCUGUCUGUCUGUCUGUCUGUCUGUCUGUCUGUCUGUCUGUCUGUCUGUCUGUCUGUCUGUCUGUCUGUCUGUCUGUCUUCUGUCUGUCUGUCUGUCCUGUCUGUCUGUCUGUCCUGUCUGGCUGGCGGCUGCUGGCUGGCUGGCUGGCCUGCUGGCUGCUGUCUGUCUGUCUGGCUGGCUGGCUGGCUGGCUGUCUGGCUGGCGGGCUGGCUGGCUGGCUGCUGUCUGUCUGUCUGUCUGUCUGUCUGUCUGUCUGUCUGCCCUGCCUCUGCCUGCCUGCCUCCCUGCCUGCCUGUCUGUCUGUCUGUCUGUCUGUCUGUCUGUCUGUCUGUCUGUCUGUCUGUCUGCCUGCCUGCCUGCCUGUCUGUCUGUCUGUCUGUCUGUCUGUCUGUCUCUGUCUGUCAGUCAGUUCUAUUCAUAUAUGCCUGUAUUCCAUUUUGUGUGUGUGUGUGUGUGUGUGUGUGUGUGUGUGUCAAGUGUCUCUCGAGUGGCGCAGUGGUCUAAGGCACUGCAUUGCAGUGCUAGCUGUGUCACUAGAGAUCCUGGUUCGAAUCCAGGCUCUGUCGUAGCCGGCCGUGACCGGGAGACCCAUAGGGCGGCGCACAAUUGGCCCAGCGUCGUCCAGGGUAGGGGAGGGAAUGGCCGGCAGGGAUGUAGCUCAGUUGGUAGAGCAUGGCGUUUGCAACGGCAGGGUUGUGGGUUCGAUUCCCACGGGGGGCCAGUAUGAAAAAAAAUAAAAUAAUGUAUGCACUCACUAACUGUAAGUCGCUCUGGAUAAGAGCGUCUGCUAAAUGACUAAAAUGUAAAUGUAAAUGUAAUGUAAAUGUGUCUGUGCGCCUGCGUGCAUGUGUGUCUGUGUGUGUGAUCAUGUGUUCAUGCAUUUGUGUGUGUGUGUGUGUCUGUAGGCCUGUUGCAGAUGCAGCUGAUCCUCCACUAUGAUGAGACGUACAGGGAGGUGAAGUAUGGUAACCUGGGUCUGGAGGACAUCGACAAGAAGAUGCUGAUGGGGAUCAACGUUACACCCAUCAUAGGCCUGUUAUACACCCCCGUACUCAUCAGGUAUACUAUAUAUACACCCAUCAUAGGCCUGUUAUACACCCCUGUACUCAUCAGGUAUACUAUAUAUACACCCAUCAUAGGCCUAUUAUACACCCCCGUACUCACCAGGUACAGUACUACACACACACGUACUCCUGCUUUCUUCUCAUCUACUCUCUCUCUCUCUAUCUCUCUCUCUCUCUCUCCUCUCCCUCUCUCUCUCUCUCUCUUUUUCAGGUUUCUGGGCACCAAGUGGAUGAUGUUUCUGGCCAGUGGAAUUUACGCUCUCUUCGUCUCAACCAAUUACUGGGAGCGAUACUACACCCUGGUACCAUCGGCCGUGGCCAUUGGUGCAGCCAUUGUCCCACUGUGGGCGUCAUUAGGGAACUACAUCACAAGGUGAGGAAGUGGAGAAUGGAGACUAGCACAUCAACGUCACACAGACCAGAAUACAUUUAUAGCGAUCUCACACAGUUUGCAGUGUGUAUGUAGUGUUAUGCAAUGUUCUGCGUUUAUGUGUAGUGUUAUGUAGUGUUAUGUGGUGUUAUGCGGUGAUAUGCAGUGUUGUGUGGUGUUAUGUAGUGUUACGUGGUGUUAUGUGGUGAUAUGCAGUGUUGUGUGGUGUUAUGUAGUGUUACGUGGUGUUAUGUGGUGAUAUGCAGUGUUGUGUGGUGUUAUGUAGUGUUAUGUGGUAAUAUGCAGUGUUAUGCGGUGUUAUGCAGUGUUAUGUGGUGUUAUGUGGUGAUAUGCAGUGUUGUGUGGUGUUAUGUAGUGUUAUGCGGUGUUAUGCAGUGUUAUGUGGUGUUAUGUGGUGUUAUGUGGUGAUAUGCAGUGUUGUGUGGUGUUAUGUAGUGUUAUGCGGUGUUAUGCAGUGUUAUGUGGUGUUAUGUGGUGAUAUGCAGUGUUGUGUGGUGUUAUGCGGUGUUAUGCGGUGUUAUGUGGUGUUAUGUGGUGAUAUGCAGUCGUGUGUGGUGUUAUGUAGUGUUAUGUGGUGAUAUGCAGUGUUGUGUGGUGUUAUGUGGUGUUAUGCGGUGAUAUGCAGUGUUAUGUAGUGUUAUUUAGUGUUAUGCAGUGUUAUUUGGUGUUAUGUAGUGUUAUGCGGUGUUAAUCACACAGUAUUUUAUUGUUUCUCUUUCUCUCUCUGUCUCUCACACACUCAGGAUGGCACAACAGUACUAUGAGUAUGUCAACUAUAAGGAGGAUCACGUCCAGGAACAGAAGAAACUACCCAAGGGGGCGUGUCAUCGCUAUGUCAUUAUCUUCCAAUCCGUGUUCUUCAUCAUCUUCCAUGUAAGUUGCCAUUGGUCGAAUCACUUGUCAGUCAGUGAGUGAUAUCGGUUAAGCGUUGCCUUAAAAAAAAAAAAAAAAGAAUGUGUGAGUGCCUGUGUGUGUGUAUUCAUGUGUGUGAUGAUUCUGAUGUCUGGUUGUGUUUCUCUCUGUGUCUCUCAGCUCAGCCUGGUGUUUGCAGAGUUCCCCCAGCGCAUCUUCCUCCAGCAGUUCCUUAGCAACUACAACCACACACUGUACAAUGUUAAACACUGUGGUAAACUGACCAUUAGUCUGUUAUUAACUGUUCAAUGUUAAACACUGUGGUAAACUGACCAUUAGUCUGUUAUUAACUGUUCAAUGUUAAACACUGUGGUAAACUGACCAUUUGUCUGUUAUUAACUGUUCAAUGUUAAAAACUGUGGUAAACUGACCAUUAGUCUGUUAUUAACUGUUCAAUGUUAAACACUGUGGGAAACUGACCAUUAGUCUGUUAUUAACUGUUCAAUGUUAAACACUGUGGUAAACUGACCAUUAGUCUGUUAUUAACUGUUCAAUGUUAAACACUGUGGUAAACUGACCAUUAGUCUGUUAUUCACUUCCAUUUCCUAACCCUGACUCUCAGAGGAGAAGCAUGAUCUAUGGUUUUAAUAGCACUGCUUUCGUGCACCUCAGUCUCUCCCCCCCCCCCUCUAUUUCUCUCUGCCUAUCUCUCUCUCUCUCCCACCCUCUCUCUCUUUCUGAGAGGUAUGAUCAAUGGUUGAAAAAUAAUACAGGUUUUAGUUUUAUCACUUUAUCCCUCUGUCUUUAUUGGGUACAGAGGACAGUGGUAUGAUUGGUGGUUUUAAUAACCCCCAGGUGCGUAGAGCAGUGGUAUGAUUGGUGGUUUUAAUAACCCCCAGGUGCGUAGAGCAGUGGUAUGAUUGGUAGUUUUAAUAACCCCCAGGUGCGGAGAGCAGUGGUAUGAUUGGUGGUUUUAAUAACCCCCAGGUGCGGAGAGCAGUGGUAUGAUCCAGGGUUUCAACAGGACCGUCCUGAAGCACCUCCCUCGCUCUCUGCUGCUCAUCCAGGUGGAGAGUGUUCUCAUGGGGGCCGCCUUUCUCUCUAUGAUCAUCGUAAGACACACACACACACACACACACACACACACACACACACAGGCAAAGACACGUGUGUACACACACACCUAAAAUGAUCAUCCUAAAAACCUAGCUUUAUUCCACCCAACAAUCAAUGCAACAACCCCCUCCGAUUACCCAGUGUCCAUCGCUUGCUUUCCCACAGUCCUUUGCUGUGUGUUUUUUACCCGUAGUUCCUGGCGCUGUGCGGGGCUGCGUACCGCCCUACAGAGGAGAUAGAUCUGAGGAGUAUCGGCUGGGGGAACAUCUUCCAGUUACCCUUUAAACACCUGAGAGACUACAGACUGAGACUCCUCAUUCCGUUCUUCAUCUACAGUGGACUGGACACACUCUUCUCUGUCACCGGACUCACUCUGGUAAUCAUUACAAUGAAUACUUUAUUAACUGUAGCAGCUGCAGUCUGAAUGUUGUUCAUGUAACUUUUAUGUACCUGCUGUGUCACUUUAAGUAGUGGGUAGACAUAGAUUCUGUUUCUGAGUGUAGCUAUAUUCAUGAUGUUCUCUCUCUCUCUCGCACUCUCUUGCUCGCGCCUUCUUUCUCUCCCUCUUUCUUUCUUUCUUUCUUUCUUUUUUUCUCUCUCUCUCUCUCGCUCUCGCUCUCGCUCGCUCUCGCUCUCGCUCUCUCUCUCGCUCUCGCUCUCUCUCGCUCUCGCUCUCUCUCUCUCUCUCUCUCUCUCUCCUCGUCCUCCGUCAUCUCUCUCUUCUCUCUCUCUCCUCUUUCCUCUCAUCUCUCUCCUCUCUCCUCUCCUCUCUCUCUCUCCGUUCUCGUCUCUCUUCUCAUCCUCUCUCUCUCUCUCUCUCUCUCUCUCUCUCUCAUCUCUCUCAUCCUGUUCAUCCCCCUCUUUUUCUCUUACGUUUUUCCUCUCCUCUCCUCUCCUCCUCUCCUCUCCUCUCCGCUCCUCUCCUCUCCUCUCCUCUCGCUGUCCUGCGUCCUCUCCUCUCCUCUCCUCUCCUCUCCUCUCCUCUCCUCUCCUCUCCUCUCCUCCCCUCCCCUCCCCUCCCAGUCCUAUGGUGUGUGUACAGUGGGUCUGGAGUGGCUGUAUCUCCUGGUGAUGGUCUAUGGUCUGUCCUGUUCCCUGUUCUCCUGCCUGGGCCUGUCCCUCCUCAGACUGCCACGCUACGUCUCUCUGCUAGGGGGCGCUGUGAUCCAUGGUCCUCUGCUGGUGUUCCUGCUGUUCUGGUCCCCGGCUCCACGCUCACCUGAUCAACUGCCUUACCUGCUGGUGGUGACCGCCCUCUGGGGAAUGGGGUCUGCAUUGAAUAAGACUGGACUCAGCAGUGAGUUUUAGUACUAUGAUUAGACGCACACAGACACAGACACACACACAGACAGGUAGACAGAGGACUCUUUUAUUUCCCAGUUGGAAAAGUAUUGUUCUUUCCCAGUUCAGCCUAGACUUCAUCAUUUCCAACAUUUAUGUCUCCCCUCUCUCUCCCAUAUCUUCCAUCUCCCUCUCUCGCUCGCUCUACCCCCCCCCCCCCCCUCCACCCCACCCUCUCUCUCUACCCCCCUCUCCAUUGCACCUCCCUUCUCUCUCUCUCUACCCCCUUCUCCAACACACCUUCCCUCUCUCUCUCUCUCUCUCUCUACCCCCCUCUCCACUGUCCCCCCCUCUCUCUCUCUAACUCCCUCUCCACUGUCCCACCCCUCUACCCCCCUCUCCGCCGCACCUCCCCUCUCUCUCUUUCUACCCCCCUCUCCACUACCCCCCCCUCUACCCCCUCUCCACUGUCCCCCCCCCUCUACCCCCCACUCCACUGUCCCCCCCCCCCCCUCUCUCUCUACCCCCCAUUCCACUGUCCCCUCUCUCUCCCCCGUCUCUGUCUCUCUCUCCAUCUCUCUCAGUCCUCCUGGGUAUGUUGUAUGAGGAUAAAGAGAGACUGGACUUUGUCUACACCAUCUACCACUGGUGGCAGGCUAUCGCCAUCUUCAUAGUCUACCUGUGGACUGGACUCAUCAUGAGGGUAUGUGUGUCCGUGUGUGUCCGUGUGAGAGAAAAAGUGUAAAAAUAAUUUAGUUAAAGCGUAUAUUUCACUCUCUCUCUUCUUCUCUUUCUCUCUCUCAUUCCUGGUUCCUCCUCCUCAGGCCAAACUCUCCAUCCUAUUGGUCAUCCUUCUAGUGGCGUGCUUCUGCUAUUGGACGAUGGAGCGACGCCUGGCCAAGAACAUGCCUUUCAGACUGCCUCGCAUUCCCCGCCCCAAACACAAGGUAACCAAUCACAAUCUGUUCACUUUUUGCUAUGUUUUUGCAUUUUCUUCCCCCUAUCCAAUGGUAUUAAAAUAUUAUGAAAAUACCAUUGGCUGGAGAAAAAAUAGCAAAUAUCACAUAUCACCAUCACUAGCAAUGCGAUAAAGACAAGCAAAACAGAACAUCGACAUUAAACAGUCAUUGUUUAAAGUUUGGCAUUGGCAAUAAAGACAAUUAAAGAGUGAUAUCUUCAAUAAUGACACAAAGUCAACAAUUGACAUGUUUGGUCUGUGAUGUCAUGGAAUGUUGACCGUGUCACUUCUUCCUCAGGUCAAAGGUUAUCGUUACCUGGAGGAGGAAAACUCAGACGAGUCGAACACAGAGGAGAGUGAUGAGGAUGAGGAUGAAGAGCAGCAGGAGGAGGUGAUCAGGGAGGACGUCGGCGGAGACGCAGGGUCGCAGGGCUCUGAUUCCACCAGGGAGAGGAGGGGAGGGGCCAGGGGUCAGCGCAGGAGGCGAGACGAUGAUUACGAGCAAGCGGGGGAGAGGGAGGAGAGAGCGAAGGAGGGAUAGAGAGAGAGAGAGUGAGAUAGCGAGAGAGGGAGGAGAUUUAAAGAAGAGAGUGAGAGAGAGAGAGAGAAAAUGUGUUCCUUUUCAUUCCCUUCUGCAUUAGAUCCUCUAGGUAUCCUCUAGGUAUCCUCUAGGUAUCCUCUAGGUGUCCUCUAGGUGUCCUCUAGGUGUCCUCUAGGUAUCCUCUAGGUAGCCCCUAGGUGUCCUCUAGGUGUCCUCUAGGUUUCCUCUAGGUUUCCUAUAGGUGUCCUCUAGGUAUCCUCUAG